This is a messenger RNA of Euleptes europaea (tarantolino), 972 nucleotides long. Its product is annotated as histone-lysine N-methyltransferase SETMAR. The record is from RefSeq and is a predicted model, not a curated record. Lineage: Eukaryota; Metazoa; Chordata; Lepidosauria; Squamata; Sphaerodactylidae. The transcript has 3 exons. The coding region runs from base 1 to 972 and encodes 323 amino acids. Gene Ontology annotation, molecular function: zinc ion binding; histone methyltransferase activity; protein binding. Gene Ontology annotation, cellular component: nucleus.
AUGACAGCUGCUUCCAACACUAGCGCGAGCCAAUCCCAGCAGUCGGGGCGGGACAAGCGCCUGGAACGCUUCGUUCGGCCGCGAGGCGUGAUGGAUGUGAGCCGAGGGCUGGAGAACUUGCCCGUGACGGUUUGGCCGCGGCUCCAGGAGCCGCCGGGAUUCCAGUAUAGUCCAGAUCACGUGGGUGCUGCAGGAGGUGGACCAGACCCCUCUGAAAUCUCCUUUCCUGGAUGCCGCUGCCAGUCUGCUUCCUGCCUGGCUUCCAUGUGUUCGUGCCUUCCUUAUGGAGAAAACUAUAAGAAUUCAUGCAUCAACUAUGAAGGGAAUGAACUAGAGUAUUCAAAGCCUAUUUUUGAAUGCAACACUAUGUGCCAAUGCGGAGAGUCAUGCCAAAACCGGGUGAUUCAGAGGGGCUUACAAUUCAGACUAGAAGUCUUUAAGACAGCAGACAAAGGAUGGGGUCUUCGCACUCUGGAUUUCAUACCCAAAGGCCGAUUUGUGUGUGAAUACGCUGGGGAAAUCCUCGAUUUCAGAGAAGCAUGUCGAAGGGUACGGCUGCAGUCACCGAGUGAUUCAAAUUACAUAAUAGCCAUCAGGGAACACUCGUGUGAGGGACAGAUCACGGAAACGUUUGUUGAUCCCACGUACACAGGGAAUGUCGGCCGGUUCCUGAACCACUCCUGUGAGCCAAACCUGAUCAUGGUCCCAGUCCGCACGGACUCUGUGAUGCCGAAGCUGGCACUUUUUGCCGAUCGGGAUAUCUUAGCAGAAGAAGAACUUUCGUACGAUUAUUCUGGAAGACAUCGCAAUUACUCACCAGAUUUGCAAAGAGACCAGGAGAAGCUGCCAAGAGAGGAAUGGAAGAAAAAGCCCUGUUAUUGUGGGGCCAAGUCAUGUACAGGUUUCUUGCCAUAUGAUGGUUCUUUAUUCUGUGAACAAGACACCACAGGAUGCAUGAAAGAAACACUAUGA